GAAAAAGUUCAUUUGAAUCAUUUAAUGAAAGUGAAACUGAAAUUGUUCCUCAGACUAGAGGUGGUUUAGGAAAAAGUGUACAUUUAAUCCCAUUAGUCUAUUAUUCAAAUGAAUCAGAAUCAGAUUCAGAAUUUGAAUUUGUUCCCGACAAUCUUGACAAUCUUGAAUUUGAAAAAAUUCCAGUUAGGGGUAAAAGACUAUUUUCUUUUCCACCACAGAAUAAUGAUCCGGAAAUCGAAUCACCAAAAGAACUUUCUUCGGAAGAAGAAUCUUUGAGAGAAAAAAUAGAUGAGUGCACAACAACAAAAAUUCAUGAAAAAAAUGAAUCAGAAUUGGAUGAUAAUUCGUCUAUUUCAAUUGUAGACAAGGAAACAGUAGAAACACUACCAAAACUUAAACCUGAAAGACCACUAAAAAAUAAAAUCGAGACAAAUGAGCAACUGCAAACUCUGCAACUUGACAAUUCCAUGAAUCAAGUUAUUACUGAUAGAUCAAGUAGAGAAAAAUCAUUGGAUAAUCAGGAUCGGCAAUUAAUUUCGGAAAACACACAAAACAACUUGGGGAAUCUUAAUAUGCAAAUGCCUAUGUUAAUAGAACACUGGUCUCCUUCCGGAAUUGAAAAUGGUUGUAUAGAGAACUCAGUCGACCAUUAUUUGCAUGAGCCCAUCGAAAGAAUGGAGAAAAAAAUUGAUACAAUGAUUCAAGAUAAUGGGUUAAUCGAACCUUCGGCUGUUUUAUGGUUAAAUUCAACAAAUAAUAAUAAUAAUGAAAUCGUGAAUGCAUUUCGAAUUGGAGCUAAUGAUGAUCUUUUUAUGGGUAAUCAAUUUUCAAUGGAAAGUUCUCAAUUCACUUCUAAUCAAGACAUUUCUACGGAAUCAUCAAUUGCGGUACCAAAUGAAAUAUUACUUUCUGAAGAAUUGUCAGAUUUGUCAAAUGAAAUUUUCGAUUUUUCAUUCUUUGAUUCUUUGUUAUUAAGUCAAGAAAAUGAUUUUAUGGAUUUAGAUAGGAAUCCUCUUUAA
Dentiscutata erythropus is the source of this 1019-nucleotide messenger RNA. NCBI's taxonomy places the organism in Eukaryota, Fungi, Glomeromycota, Glomeromycetes, Diversisporales, Gigasporaceae. The record is from the annotation of a GenBank genome assembly.